This is a messenger RNA of Neltuma alba, 1195 nucleotides long. RefSeq lists its product as uncharacterized. The transcript is spliced from 5 exons. The record is from RefSeq and is a predicted model, not a curated record. NCBI's taxonomy places the organism in Eukaryota, Viridiplantae, Streptophyta, Magnoliopsida, Fabales, Fabaceae. The coding region runs from base 103 to 1173 and encodes 356 amino acids.
GAUAUUCCCGUGUACAAAGUCUGCGUGUGGGUUACAGUAGAGGGCAGAGACAGCAUACCUCUCCCUGCCACUUCAUCUCUCUCGACUCUGGGAGAAGCCGGAAUGCAUACCAAGUCAGACUCGGAGGUGACCAGCGUGGACCAGUCGUGGCCGGCUCGAUCCCCUCGGAGACCGCUCUACUACGUUCAGAGUCCGUCGAACCACGAUGUGGAGAAAAUGUCUUACGGCUCCAGUCCUCUGGGUUCCCCCCACCAUUAUUACCAUUCCUCCCCCAUUCAUCACUCUCGCGAGUCCUCCACCUCUCGCUUCUCCGUCUCCCUCAAAAACCCCAGAAACCUCUCCUCCUGGAAGAAACUUCACCAGUCCCAGCACCACGAGGACGACGACCACGACGAUGACGUCGGCGACGCCGAUCAAGGCUCCGGCCACAACAUCCGCUUGUACCUAUGCUUCUUCUUGCUCUUCGUGCUGCUUUUCACGGUCUUCUCUCUCAUACUCUGGGGAGCCAGCAAGAGUUAUGGCCCUAAAGUUUUAGUUAAGAACAUAGUGUUCGAGAACUUGAAUAUCCAAGCGGGGAAUGAUGACACCGGGGUACCAACAGAUAUGCUGUCGUUGAACUCAACGGUGAGGAUCGUGUACAGAAAUCCAGCCACAUUCUUCGGCGUCCACGUCACUUCGACUCCUCUUGAGCUUCACUACUAUCAACUCAGCCUAGCUUCCGGCAGGUCUUUGACCUUUCCGAGAACCCAAAAAAAGAAGGGAAAAGGGGACGGGAAGGGUGGUGGUAUGGCACGCUGGGUGCUCGGGCCAGUGGGGCUCGAUGGGGUGGGGGUCAAUACCAAUCUCGGGGACUACAGUGAUACAGAAUCAGUUGAAUUUGAUUGGAUGAAGAAGUUCUAUGUGAAGAGGAAGAAGGAGAAGAAGAUGGUGGUGGUGGUGUCGGGGCACCAAGUGCCGCUGUAUGGAGGAGUGUCAGCUCUUGGGAACGCCAGACAGCAGAAGCAGAAUGUGGCGUUGCCGCUGAACCUCACGUUUGUGGUGAGAUCAAGGGCUCACAUCCUGGGAUCAUUGGUUCGCUCUAAAUUCUAUCGAAGAAUCCGAUGCUCUGUCACUCUUCAUGGCAGCAAGCUUGGAAAACCUUCUAACUUGACCCAUUCUUGUCUCUAUAACUGAUCUCAAUAUUUUACUCUUUUCC